Molecule: messenger RNA, 1702 nt
Organism: Mollisia scopiformis
Lineage: Eukaryota; Fungi; Ascomycota; Leotiomycetes; Helotiales; Mollisiaceae
Product: NADH-ubiquinone oxidoreductase 51 kDa subunit
Exons: 4
Coding region: 70-1593 (507 amino acids)
Molecular function (GO): 4 iron, 4 sulfur cluster binding; NADH dehydrogenase (ubiquinone) activity; NAD binding
Source: RefSeq, a predicted model, not a curated record
CUCAAUUUCAACAUCAACGCUGCCGUUUCCUCACAAGUAUCGCUCAAUUGAGCACAACCAACCUUCAAAAUGCUUUCGCGACACGCGCCUGUUACGAAGGCUGUAUCUGCCCUCUCCUCCCGUGUCCUCCCAUCAACAGCGUGCGCUGCUCCUCGAAUCCCUCUGGCCGGUUCUUCGCAGCAAAGUCGAGGACUUGCCACUGUCCAGGACGCUCCCCCACCCAAGCGGACAUAUGGUGGAUUGAAAGAUCAGGAUAGAAUAUUCCAAAAUCUGUACGGACACCAUGGAGCAGAUCUGAAGAGUGCAAAGAAGUAUGGAGAUUGGUACAAGACGAAGGAAAUCUUACUCAAAGGCCAUGACUGGAUUAUCUCAGAGAUUAAAGCGUCUGGUCUGCGAGGACGUGGUGGAGCUGGUUUCCCAUCGGGUAUGAAAUGGUCUUUCAUGAACUUCAAGGACUGGGACAAGGACAACAAGCCGAGGUAUCUGGUCGUCAAUGCGGACGAGGGCGAGCCUGGAACCUGCAAGGACCGAGAAAUUAUGCGAAAGGACCCCCAUAAGCUCGUCGAAGGAUGUCUGGUUGCAGGUCGAGCAAUGAACUGCACAGCUGCAUAUAUCUACAUCCGUGGAGAAUUCUAUCACGAAGCGACUGUUCUGCAACGAGCUAUCCAGGAAGCAUACAAGGACGGGUUGAUUGGAAAGAAUGCUUGCGGUAGUGGCUACGACUUCGAUGUGUAUAUCCACCGAGGAAUGGGUGCAUACGUCUGUGGUGAAGAGACAUCACUAAUUGAGUCUCUGGAAGGCAAGCCUGGCAAGCCUCGUCUAAAGCCUCCGUUCCCAGCUGCUGUCGGUCUCUUUGGAUGUCCAUCUACGGUGGCAAAUGUCGAGACUAUUGCUGUAGCACCAACGAUCUGCAGACGAGGAGCAAACUGGUUCGCAGGUUUUGGUCGUGAGAGAAAUGCCGGAACUAAGCUCUUCUGUAUCUCCGGACACGUCAACAACCCUUGCACGGUUGAAGAGGAGAUGAGCAUUCCUCUCCGAGAGCUCAUUGACAAGCAUUGCGGUGGUGUCCGUGGCGGUUGGGACAACUUGAAGGCUAUCAUUCCUGGAGGAUCGUCGACACCGAUUUUGCCAAAAGCCGUCUGCGAUGAGCAGCUCAUGGACUUCGAUGCUUUGAAGGACAGUCAGUCAGGUCUUGGUACUGCGGCUGUCAUUGUGAUGGACAAGAGCACAGAUGUUGUUCGUGCCAUCUCAAGACUUAGUCACUUCUACAGACACGAAUCUUGUGGCCAAUGCACACCAUGCAGAGAGGGUAGCAAGUGGACUGAACAGAUUAUGAAGAGAUUCGAGAAGGGACAAGGACGGGAGCGAGAGAUUGAUAUGCUUCAAGAGUUGACAAAGCAGGUUGAGGGCCACACUAUCUGCGCUCUCGGCGAGGCUUUUGCUUGGCCCAUCCAGGGUCUGAUCAGACAUUUUAGACCAGAAUUAGAGGCACGGAUGAAGGACUAUGCUGAGAAGAGCGGAGGAGCAGCUUUGGCUGGUGGCUGGGAUCAUAAUGCACUUCAGCAGGGGAAGUUAGUGGCACCGGGACAAUAGAUUGGGGAUAGUAAAAGAUUGUGUAUAAGAUGCCUCUUGUAUUUAUUGCUCUUAGGCACAGGUUUCUUUCAUGAGCAAUGGUAUCAGACGCAAAAUUACUCGUUUGUGA